CUACAUACCCUUCCCCUCACAGUAUGGAUAAGACCCAUCUUUCGAGCACUAAUGACAUCAUAAUGACAAGCUCCACAGGCUCCUACCAGCAAGAACCCCUGACACCACCCAGAUCCGCCCAUCUCCACUCCUCAUCCUCCUCUUUAUCUUCUCCCUCGCCGUCCUCUUCCUCCCCACCCAUGAAGCCAAACCAAGUUGGCCAGGUCAUCCUGUAUGGCGUUCCCAUCGUAUCGCUGGUUAUCGAUCACAACGAGAGACUUUGCUUGGCUCAGAUUUCCAACACACUCCUGAAGAACUAUAGUUAUAAUGAGAUUCACAAUCGGCGCGUGGCGCUGGGCAUCACCUGCGUCCAGUGCACUCCGGUUCAGUUGGAGAUCCUCCGUCGGGCCGGCGCCAUGCCCAUCUCAUCGCGGCGUUGUGGUAUGAUCACCAAGCGUGAAGCCGAGCGCCUCUGCAAGUCCUUCCUGGGAGAGAACGCACCGCCUAAACUGCCCGACAACUUCUCCUUCGAUGUGACACAUGAGUGCGCCUGGGGUAGCCGAGGUAACUUCAUCCCGGCACGCUACAACAGCUCCAGGGCAAAAUGCAUCAAGUGCUCGCUUUGCAACAUGUACUUCUCCCCGAAUAAGUUCAUUUUCCAUUCCCACCGCACGCCGGAAGCCAAGUACACCCAGCCCGACGCCGCCAACUUCAACUCCUGGCGUCGACACCUCAAACUCUCUGACAAAAUCCCAGCUGAUGAGUUAAUCUUCGCAUGGGAAGACGUCAAAGCUAUGUUCAACGGAGGGAGCCGGAAAAGAGCGCUGCCGUCUUCGUCCCAUUGUUCCUCCAUGGGGCCCAUGAAGAAUCUCGCAGGUUCCGUUCACAUGAUGGGGUCUGACCUGGGUGCUCAGAAGAGAUCCCGCUUUGACGACGAUGAUGAUCUGGAUGGAGGCAAUCUGUCUCCCCGUAAGACCUCACGUAGCUACCCUGUCAUCCCCGUCCCGAGCAAAGGCUUCGGCAUGCUGCAGAAGUUCCCCCCCACGUCGCUCUUCCCUUCGCCUUACCCCUUCCCAGCAUUCGGUCUCUGCCAGCAGAAAAAAGAUGACAGUGAUGUUUCAGGUGUGCAGAAAGGAUCAGGGUUGUCAGGUCUGUUAUGGCCCGGCCGCAAAGACACUUUUUAUCCCCCUUUCUGCAUGUUUUGGCCACCAAGAGCGGCGGGAGGAAUCCCUGUCCCUACUUACCUCCAGCCUCAGCCCAGCGCCCUCUCCUCCCUGGCAGACAACCCCUCUCUCAGGCAGGCCUUUUUGGAUCUCUCAGACCACAGCGAGCCUGGAGUAGUAGCUGGCAACGGAAAUAGUAUCAGUGCAACCAUGGCCCCCGGAACUGCCACAGCCAGACCCGGGCUGUUUGACCCAGAGUGUACAACAGUAACCCCUGACCUCCGCCCUGUGACCUCAGAAGGCUGGCUCAAACUUCUGGACACCCCAGCCCUCCAAAGCAGGAAGCCCAGCUACGGCUCAGCCUUCAGGCCCGUCAUUAAGGACGCCGAGAGCAUCGCUAAGCUCCACAGCAACGGGGGAACAGAUGAGGACUUUGUAGUGGCCAGGUCUGAACGCCACCAGCGGCUUUCGCCCAGCAGCAGCUGUAGUUACGGAAGUGAAAGUGGAGGCGAUGUAGAGGCGGAGGGAGUGGAGAGUGAGGAGGAGGGAGAAGUGGAUGUGGAGUCGUCAAAGCAGGAAGAUGAGGAGGAGGAAGGGGGCUUCACAAGCAGGCUGCCACUGACUCAAACCAACCUGUACCACCCUGCGCUAAGCGACAGCCAUGGAGAGGAGAGGGGGAAGGAGAGAGGGAGUGGCGCUGUGUACACCAGCACCUCCCCUCCCUCCUCCUCAGACCCCAUUCAGCAGGGGUCCCCCAGCCUGCCAGCAUCCCCUUCAGCCAGCCUGCCUCUCUCCGGCUCCACCCCGCCUCACCGAGAGGACCCUGCUUACAAAAACGUUCACAAAAAUAGAGAUGAAGGACUACCUGUGUACGCGACCAAAGACAACUCCAACAUUUCUG
Messenger RNA from Gymnodraco acuticeps, 2043 nucleotides. Its product is annotated as SKI family transcriptional corepressor 2-like. Gene Ontology annotation, biological process: negative regulation of transcription by RNA polymerase II; negative regulation of BMP signaling pathway. The record is from RefSeq and is a predicted model, not a curated record. NCBI's taxonomy places the organism in Eukaryota, Metazoa, Chordata, Actinopteri, Perciformes, Bathydraconidae. Gene Ontology annotation, molecular function: RNA polymerase II cis-regulatory region sequence-specific DNA binding; SMAD binding; DNA-binding transcription factor activity, RNA polymerase II-specific. Gene Ontology annotation, cellular component: nucleus; transcription regulator complex.